Gongylonema pulchrum is the source of this 864-nucleotide messenger RNA. NCBI's taxonomy places the organism in Eukaryota, Metazoa, Nematoda, Chromadorea, Rhabditida, Gongylonematidae. The record is from the annotation of a GenBank genome assembly.
AUGUUAAUCCAGCUAUUCCGAUUGUCAUUCGCCCUGCAAUCGCUUGCGCUGGAAUCCUCGUUUGGCUUUAGUGGCUCGAAACGAAUUGCAGUACACAAUUUGGUGGCCAAAUAUUUGAAUUUCAGCAGCCAGCUGAUGGCAAUACCAUCGCUCUGUCAACAUGUCCAGCAGAUUGUGAAGCAACGAGCGCUACGCGGUCAUCCGUCCCUGAACCUUCUUCCGGAAGCGCAGUCUAGCAGAAAUAAGGAUCCGAAUAUGGCGCCACUUGCUUAUGCCGAAGAUGAGGAACAGGCAGCACUUUGUCUGGAAGAGGACGCGACAGUCCUUUUCGACAUCGACGACGUUAGCGAAAUGCUCAAGACCACUGGUAAAGAUGUGAAAAACUUGGCUGUACCAUUUGUUUCGAAAGGCGCAGCACUGGCAUCGUCAAUAUCGGGCGACAUGCUGCCGGGUGACUGGACGUUCAGAGGACGUGAUAAAGGAGAUUAUACGGAUGGGACCGAGACAAGUGGAAUAGACGAGAAUACAGUCUCGCUGGAUAUGAGCAUCGACUGGAGUCCACCGGAAUCCAUACAGACUUCCCGAAAGAAUACAAUAUUCCUACCUGCACGUGAAAUUGAUAUUAACGAAGAAGAAAAGAGAGAGCAGAAACGGACACAGGAAAUUCUGAAGAAGUUCCGGACGCAAGACUUCAAUAAACUGGUUGAGGAGAUGCAUCAGGAGCGCGAGGAAGUGGAUCUCUCACGAACGGUAAAACGAUUGCUGCAACGAAACGAUGACGCCAAUCGCAUUAACGAAUACGGGUAUCGCUACAAACCAAAGAAUAUCUUCGAGCUCAAAUUGCCCGAAUCCUUUGUUUUUUAG